AUGAGCUUUUCUCAUGUGCUCCCAUCGCGGCUAUUCUUCGCUGCUCGACACAAUCCAUCGCUACGCCAACACAUCCAUUCAUCUCCUUUGCGAGCGGCCGUUGCGCACCCGGUGACUGCUCACGGACCUCCGCCUAAAGCGCCUGUGCCCAAGUCGAAGGAGCAGCCAGAACGGAAGGACGAGACCGCCGAUGAGGCACCGCGACCAGCAAAACCCUCGGCGGCACUGAAGAAGCGGUUUUGGAAGGAUGUCCAUGUCCACGGGAAACCAGAAGUUCUCUCUAUACCCCCGUCAAAGCCUCACUUGGCGCACGCGAUUGCCCUCGAGUGGGAUGUGAUGACCUCGGCCCAACAGGCUCUGAAGAGCCAUCUCAUCCCCCUCACCUCCCUGUCCGCCCGCGCGACCGAUAUUGUUCGGGAAGAUGCCCAAGGCCAAGAUACGACCAGAGACCAAAUUAUCACCACGGCCAUGCGCUACCUGGAAACCGACACGUUACUGUGUUGGGAGCCCGAGCGGGAAGCUCAUGCGCUGGAAAGGAUGGACAGCGAGGAGAAAACGGAAAGCCUUCGUGAAAUCCAGAUGAAGGUUGCCAAGGAUAUCAUGGAUUUUUUGUCUACAAAAGUCUGGCCGGGCUUGGAAAUUAUCCCCAUCCUCGAUACCGAGAGCAUACUCCCAUUAUCCCAGCCGCAAGCUACCCAGGACAGCAUUCGCGUCUGGAUCUCUGAAUUAUCCCCCCACGACCUCGCAGCUCUCGAGCGAGGCAUCCUGGCAUCCAAGAGCCUUCUCGUCGCGGUCCGAUUGCUGGUGGAAUGGAGCGAGAAUUUCCGCCACCUUCAACGACCGGAAGCGAAGAAAUUCGGCAUCGACGAAGCAGCCGAAGCAUCGAGCCUGGAAGUCAAGUGGCAGACGGAUAUGUGGGGAGAAGUCGAGGAUACUCACGAUGUUGAUAAAGAAGACUUGAAGCGACAACUGGGUAGUGUUGUUGUCCUGGUGAGUGGUGAGACGAGAUAG
Molecule: messenger RNA, 1011 nt
Organism: Penicillium alfredii
Lineage: Eukaryota; Fungi; Ascomycota; Eurotiomycetes; Eurotiales; Aspergillaceae
Product: ATP synthase complex assembly protein ATP12
Exons: 2
Coding region: 1-1011 (336 amino acids)
Biological process (GO): mitochondrial proton-transporting ATP synthase complex assembly
Cellular component (GO): mitochondrion
Source: RefSeq, a predicted model, not a curated record